This is a messenger RNA of Neopelma chrysocephalum (saffron-crested tyrant-manakin), 265 nucleotides long. Its product is annotated as calcium/calmodulin-dependent 3',5'-cyclic nucleotide phosphodiesterase 1C-like. Bases 24 to 257 code for a protein of 77 amino acids. The record is from RefSeq and is a predicted model, not a curated record. Lineage: Eukaryota; Metazoa; Chordata; Aves; Passeriformes; Pipridae. The transcript is spliced from 3 exons.
AACCAAAGAGGUAACCUGCAGCUAUGGAGUCACCGACUAAGGAAAUCGAAGAAUUUGAGAGCAACUCUCUGAAAUAUCUACAGCCAGAGCAAAUAGAGAAAAUCUGGCUUCGUCUCCGAGGCUUGAGAAAAUACAAGAAAACGUCACAGAGGGAAAUGCCAUUCUACUGGUUGUUUUCUCCUUUGAAGGUCCAUCUUGUGCUGCUGCUGCUGCUGCUCCACAGCUCCUCUGCUUCUAGUGGUAGUCCUCCCCUCUGAUAUUAGAG